This is a messenger RNA of Penicillium cinerascens, 2160 nucleotides long. RefSeq lists its product as uncharacterized. Gene Ontology annotation, biological process: DNA-templated transcription. Gene Ontology annotation, cellular component: nucleus. The record is from RefSeq and is a predicted model, not a curated record. NCBI's taxonomy places the organism in Eukaryota, Fungi, Ascomycota, Eurotiomycetes, Eurotiales, Aspergillaceae. Bases 1 to 2160 code for a protein of 719 amino acids. Gene Ontology annotation, molecular function: DNA-binding transcription factor activity, RNA polymerase II-specific; zinc ion binding; DNA binding. The transcript is spliced from 3 exons.
AUGUCAUCACCCCUUUCCGCCCGGCCCUACCGGUCAAAGCGUCACCGACCUUGCGAUCAAUGCCGGUCCCGAAAACUAGGAUGCCAAACAGACACAGGCCUCCCUUGCCAGCGAUGCCGAGCUGCCAAGCUAGAUUGUACGUUCGAUAACCCACCGCCGAAGCGGGCGCGUCUUUCAGAGUCGCUUGCGCUUUCCCCAGCGACCAUCGAUAAUUUGCCGUUGCCCAUUCACGGCGAAGGCAGCAUUUUUUCCGGUGACCCUUCCCAAGUCCGAAGUGCCUCUGGAAGCGUUGAAUCCGCCUUUCCGUCGCUUGAUCUUGGCCAAUUCCGUGGGCCGUCGCCAGAAUCUGGAAUAUUUUUAGCCAACCGGCCACCAACUCAGUUCGUGCAAAGUAUCGAUCAGCUUGAUCACGGCCAUGCACAGUUGUUUGGGGCAUCGGCAGAGUCCGAUCCCUGGCUACUCAGACAUUGCCGUUUCGAUGAUUCUGGCAUGAAAUAUUUCUACAAAGUACAUUAUCGCAAUGCCGGGGGAGUCCCUACUGCACAACGGAUACCGGUUCACUUUAUGAUUACAUCCGACGAUCUCUCGACUGCAAUGAAACAGGAAACUCGGGCAGGCAUAGGCGAAGUGACAAAAGAACAUCUUGAUUGUCUUGUCCCUCGGGAGUAUGGAAGAAGGCUAGUUGCACUGUUUGUCAAGUAUGUGUUUCCUGCACUGCCAGUCAUUUCACGCUCCCAGCUUGGGUUGACCACAGCGUCGCAUCAGCUCCCAGAGCUAGAAGCUUUGGGAAAGGUACCCGUGCAUCUCCUGGCGGCCGUAUAUGCAUCCGCAUUACCAUUCGCUGCCCAUGACGACUAUCUCUGUGUGUUGAGCACAUAUCGCGCAUCUCCAGUGCAAAGACUGUGGCGCAUGGUCUAUGAGAUUAUAUCGGAGGAGAUCCACAGUCCUCGCCUGGCAGUGUUACAAGCUGCUUUGCUUUACAUUCACCAACAACCCACGGGUGACGCACGAUUUACGACCGCUGAUACUCCAUUUAUGUGGUCCUUUGUAGGUCAGAUUGUCGGCCUAGCAUGCUCCCUCGGCAUUCACAUCGAAUGCCGCAUGUGGGGGAUCCCGGCAUGGGAGAAACGCCUGCGGCGUCGGCUGUGGUGGGCGGUCUAUGCCGAAGAUAAAUGGCGCAGUUUACUAAUGGGGCGCCCUCCCUAUAUACACUCGGCCGAAUGGGACGUAAGUGAACUCGACGAAGGUGAUUUUUUGGUCGGCCCUAGGCAAGGAUUUUCAACAUCCUCUUGUGACACCGAUAUCCCUUUCCGGUACCUUGUGAACUUGGCGAGGAUUGCCGAGGAAAUCCAUGAAACAUUCUACACACUGAGAGCUUCUCAGAUUCUAAAUGCAAACUUUGAAUCUUCGAGCGAACUGGGCCGGGAGCUCUUAGCGAAGCUGAAUUUGUGGUAUUCGUCUCUGCCGGAAAACUUUCGUUUGCCAAAUUGGAACAAGUCGGUGCACGGAUUAGCACCGUAUCCCACUUCCAUCCAUUUCGCGUAUUUGUUACUCGUCGUUUACGUGUACCGUGCCAUGCUUCGACCAAUGGCACGCUCAUCUAGCCCUCCAAUGAUAUUUGAUCUGGAGGAAAUGGCGACCUCGCCGUUGCCGGUGGAUGAUUCCAUACUGGAUUUUACGGACACACCAAUGCUCGAAUCGUUGCCUGAGGUAUCCAUGCCGGAUGUAUAUUGCAACUGUGAAAUAACUUUGCAUGCGGCCGAAAAGUGCGCCACGAUUUUGGUCCACUUUACUCGAAGACUAACACCCAGUGACUUCGCCGGUUUUUGGUAUUCUUGUGAGUUCAAUAAUGCGACUUCAAAUACACUUGUCUUUGCUCACCCCACUCUAGGGUCACGCAUUGGCUUUGCGAUUGUUUCAAAUUUUUUGAUGUUGUUGCUCGUGCAAGCCCCCAAUGCGACCCAUGCAAUCCGAGGAAAACAGUUGGUAGAGUCAUGGCUGCAGGUCUUGCGGUGUCAGAGUCAAAGUUUCCCGCUCGUUAAGCUUGGCUUGGCUCGUCUUGAUGCUUUGCAGUGGGCAGGACUAGCGGAAACCUUCGUUCUCCCCCCGCAUGUGCAAGAAGUGACGGCUAAUGCGAACGAUCACAGACCAGUAGUGUAA